GAGAGAAGGGGAAUGGGUGGAGACAGAAAUAGCAAAGAGUGAGAGAACAGGAGCAGGAGAAAGAGGCAGGGGUGAGAGUUAAAAACACGUGGGGGGGCAAAGGGGAGAACGAUCAUGGAGCUGCUCCUGUGGCUCUGGUCCCAGCUUCGAUCCUGCGGGAACAACCUCCCAGCACUGGGCAUAGCCCUCACAGUCUUCGCUCUGCUAUUUGAUUUCCUGAAGCGCAGGAAGAGCUGGAGUCGCUACCCACCAGGGCCGACCUCGCUGCCUUUCAUUGGGACCAUGCUGCAGAUCGAUUUCCACAACCCGCACCGCUCCUUUACCCAGCUGAGUAAAAAAUAUGGAAAUGUCUUUAGUCUUCAGAACUGCUGGAGUAAUAUGAUAGUAGUGAAUGGAUUCAAAGCAAUAAAGGAAGCAUUGGUCCAGAAAUCAGAGGACUUUGCUGACCGACCGUACUUUCCUAUACAUGAGCACUUGGGUUAUGGAGAGAACUCCGAAGGGGUGGUGCUUGCAAGAUAUGGUCAUGCCUGGAAGGUGCAAAGGAGAUUUGCACUCUCCACCUUGAAGAACUUUGGGAUGGGAAAGAAAUCCCUGGAGCAGCGUAUGACUGAGGAAGCUGGAUUUCUAUGCUCUGCGUUCUGUUCUAAACAAGGUCGUCCUUUUGAUCCACAUUUUCUUAUAAACAACGCAGUUAGCAAUGUGAUCUGCUCCCUCGUCUAUGGUGAGCGCUUUGACUAUGACAAUAAGGAAUUUCAGAGGAUGCUGCAUUUGUUUGAACAGGCCUUGAACGAAGAAGCUGGAUUCCUGCCCCAGCUCCUUCUCGUAGUACCUUGGCUGCUGCGCAUCCCUGGAGUGUCACAGAGCGUCUUCCGAUCCCAAAAGGAGAUCCUGAACUUCAUAGAUGAGCUUGUGAAGGAGCACAGGAUGACCUGGAAUCCUACCCAAAAGAGAGACUUCACUGAUGCUUUUCUACAAGAGCUAGAGAAGGCUAAAGAGCAUGCGGGGAGCAGUUUCAAUGAGAACAACCUUCGUAUGGUAACAAUUGACUUGUUUACGGCUGGCACUGAGACCACCUCCACCACCCUGCGCUGGGCAUUGCUGUACAUGCUUCUCCAUCCUGACAUCCAGUGUAAAGUCCAUGAGGAAAUUGAUAAGGUGAUUGGCAGGGACAGGUCACCCAAGAUGGAGGACCUAGCGAACAUGCCUUAUACCAAUGCUGUGAUCCGUGAAACUCAACGUUAUGGGGAUAUCACUCCUGUUGGCAUGCCUCACAUGACAUACCGGGACACCAAGCUCCAAGGCUUCUUCAUUCCAAAGGGGACGACAGUCAUCACUAACUUGUCCUCGGUGCUGAAGGAUGAAACGGUUUGGGAGAAGCCGCACCAGUUCUACCCGGAGCACUUCCUGGAUGCAGAUGGGCAGUUUGUGAAGCGAGAGGCCUUCCUACCUUUCUCUGCAGGUCGUCGUGCUUGCCUGGGGGAACAACUGGCCAGGAUGGAGCUUUUCCUCUUCUUCACCAGCCUCCUGCAGCAUUUCACCAUCAGUCUCCCUGAGGGCCAGGCCAGGCCUCGAGAGGAUGGACGCUUUGCUGCGACACUCACCCCACACCCCUACCAGAUCCAAGCUGUCCCAAGAUAACAGGAGUGCUACUUCAGAUGGAGGAGGAGGGCAACUUUAACCAUGAUUCCAGGGGCUACUUAGGCACCUGAAAAUUCUAGGGUUUUCUGCAGAUAAUAACUUGGAAAUUAGCUGAUAGGAGCACUGUAUCUAAUUCCUAUAUUAAAAUAAAG
Molecule: messenger RNA, 1790 nt
Organism: Chrysemys picta bellii (western painted turtle)
Lineage: Eukaryota; Metazoa; Chordata; Testudines; Emydidae
Product: cytochrome P450 2D14-like
Biological process (GO): arachidonate metabolic process; xenobiotic metabolic process
Cellular component (GO): intracellular membrane-bounded organelle; cytoplasm
Molecular function (GO): heme binding; oxidoreductase activity, acting on paired donors, with incorporation or reduction of molecular oxygen, reduced flavin or flavoprotein as one donor, and incorporation of one atom of oxygen; iron ion binding
Source: RefSeq, a predicted model, not a curated record